Fukomys damarensis (Damara mole-rat) is the source of this 1510-nucleotide messenger RNA. RefSeq names its product angiopoietin-4. Gene Ontology annotation, molecular function: receptor tyrosine kinase binding. Gene Ontology annotation, biological process: signal transduction. The coding region runs from base 102 to 1304 and encodes 400 amino acids. The record is from RefSeq and is a predicted model, not a curated record. The transcript is spliced from 10 exons. NCBI's taxonomy places the organism in Eukaryota, Metazoa, Chordata, Mammalia, Rodentia, Bathyergidae.
GCGGUGAAGAAUCCUGUCCCUGUCCCUGCCCUUCAGGAGACACUGAGCACCUUCUCUGUGACCCAGGAAGGCAGAGUCAAGGGAGGCAGAUUCAACAGGGCAUGGAGAUGGCCAUGGAGUCCAGCCACCAGGAACCUGGCUUUUCUUCAUCGCUGCAGGAGUAUAUCCAGGCCAUCUUUGGGUUGGAGCUGCAGCAGGCCCAGCAAAACAUAGUCCAGAAGCACGUGGCCCCCCUGCUGGAGCUGGGCACCAGCCUCCUGAACCAGACCACAGCCCAGACCCUCAAGCUGACCGACAUGGAGGCUCAGGUCCUGAAACAGAUGUCACACAUGAAGUGCCAGAUGCUGGAGGCUUUGCAGACCACCAACAAGCUGGAGAAGCAGAGCCAUGAGCCACAUGUAUUGCAUGGCCACAGCAGGAACCCAGCUGUGGAAUCUCAGCAACAGUCCCAGCUGGCUAGCCUCCACAGCUUGAAGGAGCAGCUGCAGCGGCUGCUGGACCUCCAGAGCAGCACCCUGACCAGCGUCCAGCACAGCCUACAAACUGCAAGCAACAGCUCCAGCCAAUUGCAGCAGAAGCACAGCCAGCUUCUGGAGAACCUGCAGCAGCUCAUGCACCUGGGAGAGCAGGGGCCAGGGGCAGCUGUGCUGGGGUUCCAGGACUGUGAGGACAUCCACAGGUCUGGGAUCAGUGUUGACAAUAUCUACACCAUUUUUGUGCCCAAUGUGAAAGAGCCCAGGAGGGUGUUCUGUGUGAUGGACACCGAUGGAGGUGCCUGGACCGUCAUCCAGCGCCGUGAGGAUGGCUCAGUGGAUUUCCAGCGGAACUGGGAGGAAUACAAGCAGGGCUUUGGAGACCCAGCUGGUGAGCACUGGCUGGGCAAUGAGGUGGUGCACCAGCUCACCAGCAGCAAAAGUUACUCUCUGCGUGUGGAGAUGGAAGACUGGGAAGGCAACGCAGUCUCUGCCAACUUCAAGAAUUUCCAGCUGGGCAGCGAGAAGCAGUUUUACAGGAUUUUUCUGGACAAGCACAGUGGUGUGGCAUUGGUCCGGGGCCAGCCGAUUCUUGGGAACAACAACUUCAGCACCAGUGACGCAGACCAUGACAAUUGCCUUUGUGAGUGCUCGAAGACAAUGUCUGGAGGGUGGUGGUUUAAUGCCUGUGGUGCCUCCAACCUCAAUGGCAUCUACUACCCAGCCGGCCAGCACUUGCACAAGAUUAAUGGCAUCCGCUGGCACAGUUCCCGUGGCCCCACAUAUUCACUGCGUGCCACCCGCAUGAUGAUCCGGCCCUUGAUCAACUAACAAGCACUGGGCGGAGGCCAAUCAAUGUCGUUUAUCAGCACAAGACCAGCAAUAGCAUCUGCAAUACACAGGGUCCUGAAGGUCAAAAGGACUAUGUAGGUGACAUCCCAAGGCACUAGAUUCUCAAUUAGUGGUAAUCAUCCUGCAUCAGAGGAGAUUCUCUUUUCUAUUGUAUAAAACAUAUGGGCCUGACUCUCUCUGAAUGU